Messenger RNA from Daphnia pulicaria, 1775 nucleotides. Its product is annotated as nuclear receptor subfamily 2 group E member 1-like. The record is from RefSeq and is a predicted model, not a curated record. Gene Ontology annotation, biological process: anatomical structure development; regulation of transcription by RNA polymerase II; cell differentiation. The transcript has 8 exons. NCBI's taxonomy places the organism in Eukaryota, Metazoa, Arthropoda, Branchiopoda, Diplostraca, Daphniidae. Gene Ontology annotation, molecular function: RNA polymerase II cis-regulatory region sequence-specific DNA binding; zinc ion binding; nuclear receptor activity. Bases 51 to 1403 code for a protein of 450 amino acids.
CCACAGCCUUCGUCAGAACGCGUCCGACAUCAUCCUCACUUGAUUAGAAUAUGGAUCGCGUGAUGGGCUCUCGUAAUAAGCUGGAAGCUCUCUGUCUUGUGUGUGGGGAUAAAGCAUCCGGACGACACUACGGCGUCUCUAGCUGUGAUGGAUGUCGAGGCUUUUUCAAGAGAAGCAUUCGCAGAAAUCUGGACUACAUGUGCAAAGAAUCGAACCAGUGCAUCGUGGAUGUCAGCCGUCGUAAUCAAUGUCAAGCGUGCCGGUUUCGUCGCUGCCUAGAAGUCAAAAUGAAACGAGACGCCGUCCAACACGAACGCGCUCCUCGCGGCGCUCUCAAAAGAUCCUACCAACCGGAGCUCGACCCGACGGUGCAGACAAAUGCGACGCCGCUAUUGCCGUUAAGUCAUCAUCAACCACCUCUAACGUCCCUGAGUGCCGGCUACUCAUUCUACUCGGGGAAUUUCCCGUUCAACUGGCGGCCAACCAUCGGCUUGCAUCACGUCCCAAGGCAUUUCCCAUUGAACAUUUUCGUUCCUCCUCCACCGCUUCCGGCCUCGGACAAUAAUCUGACUCCAUCCAUCCCUCUUCUCAAUCUCGUCAAAGAAGAUGAAGUGAGCAGUUCGGCGGCCGAAGAUUUACCAACAACAUUCAAAAGACGCGAUUCAGGGGUCAGCUACAAGUCACCGACUGUCACUAGUACAUCUCCCGUUGCCAUGCCGACCGAUCCUGUUAGUCAGUUGAACGCCUCUCAUCAUUGUUUGUCAGGCAUUAGAGACACCAGCAACGACGUCAAUGAAGCAGCUGCUCGUUUACUCUUCUUAACAGUUCGAUGGGCGAAAUCUAUACCAUCUUUUUCUCAUCUGUUUUAUCGGGAUCAAAGUCUCCUUCUGGAGGAAGCCUGGUGCGAGCUCUUUGUUUUAACCGUAGCCCAAUGGGGCCUCAGUCUUGACGAAGUUAACACUAUGAGAAACUGCCCAGAGUUGACGAGCGAACGCCACGAGCUGCUGCUGGAAGGUCUGCGACAUUUGCACCAAGUGGUCGCACGCAUUCACCUCUUACGGCUGGAUCACACCGAAUUCGCUUGUCUGAAAGCCUUGGUUCUUUUCAAACCCGAAACUCUGGGACUGCGCGACGGUCUGGCCAUCGAGAUUUUGCAAGACCAAACGCAGAUGAUGUUGCACGAGUACUGUUCGUCCUCGUCAUCCCCUCAACAACAGUCGCACGACAUGUCGCACAGCAUGGUGCGGAGUCAUCGUCCGUCCCUUGCUGGCCGUUUCGGGAAGUUGUUGCUAGUUCUGCCGGCCCUGAAGGCCGUCCAGAGCGCUAACGUUGUCGAUCUCUUUUUCCGCAAGCUAAUCGGCGAUACGCCCAUUUCGAGACUCUUGGCAGACUGCACCCUGUAAGUGCCGUUUCCAUAUUCUAAUCGAAGAUAAUAUCUCUUUAGCUUAUGAAUGCAACUUUUAAAUUAAAUACCACCGCAAAACCACUUUUCAAUAUUACAUUUCUAAUUAAGAAAUGAUUAAUAUUUUGAAUUUUCCCGGCAUUCCAGCCAGCACCUUACAACGGGAAAAAGACAAAUCAGUCCUAAGAUAUUUCUAGUCAUUUAGCCAAAAAGUCAAAAUUGGCAAGUGUAAAUUUUUAAUUUUCUUUCUGUCAACUAAGCAAAAGUUUCGUUGUUAUUGUAGUCGUGUUUAAUUCUCGGCGUUAAUUUUUUUUUUACCUUCUUACCAGUCAGAUUCAAUGGGAAGGUUUCAUGUACUAAAAUACACUCAAAU